UUAUAAAAAAAAAAAACAAUUCAAGGAAUUUUCUUCUAUUUAUUUACGGGCGUAAAGUUCGGCUAGUUCAACGCUCAUUUUAAGUGGAACGUGUGUACAUCUUCGUAACACUUUACCGACCGGAAACCUAUUGAUAGACGUUUCUGCUGUUAACGCUUAUCGACCGGGAGUCUUUUAAUCAAGCUGCCGGCGUGUUUCGUCAUUAAUCGCAGUUCGUUUCCGUACUAACCGAAGCGCAACAAGCUCGUGUGUAUUACGUGACAGUUCGUGUGACGCGUAUUACACUGGAAUUAAUUGUGUUUUUUUUUUUUUUUACCUAACCUGAUCAAUCGGUUUCGUGCAUAACACGCGUGAGAAGUGCGUGGAAAACAGCUGUGUAUCAUUCACAGCCACAACAAGUGGCUGAGAGAACACAUAAGUUCGGAACGAAAGUUACAACAACGGAAUUUUCACUCUACACAAAAUUAUGAAUCGAGAUAAUGAGAUCAAAGAAUUCUGUGUGGAUAAUUUGUCAGAAUGUUCCGACGGUUCAGAGAGCGAUGACGAGAAGGACACAACCGAUUGGAAUCAGUGUUCUUUAUCUGAGGUAGUAUACAAAGAUUCAGAUAGUGAAGAUGACAAUGGAGAAGAAGAAGAAGAAAAAGAAGAAGAAGAAAAAGAAGAAGAAGAAGAAGACAGUGUGUGGUCAACGAAGGAUGAACCAAUUACUCUGGAACCCUUUGAAGGCAGCCCCGGCAUAAAAAUCACGCCUAACUCUCAAAACGUGGCGGACGUCGUGAAUCUGUUCAUGGGAGCGGACCUUUUCGAGCACAUGGCAAAUGAAUCCAACAGAUAUCACUAUCAAAUAUUGAACACGUACAAAAUUCCAUCAAAGACAAAGAAAUGGAGAGACAUCACGGUGGCCGAAAUGAAGAAGUUCUUAGGUCUAAUUGUUCUAAUGGGACAAGUAAAGAAGGACAUGGUCCACGAGUACUGGUCGACCGAUCCGGCAAUUGAAACCCCAUUCUUCUCGAAAGUAAUGAGCAGAAACCGAUUCAUGCAGAUCUUGCAGACGUGGCAUUUUUCUAACAACGACAACAUAGCUGUCAAUUCGAACAGACUCGUCAAGAUUCAGCCUGUUGUCGAUUAUCUUAAAAUGAGAUUCAACGAAGUUUACAAACCCGGUCAACAAUUGUCGUUGGACGAGUACGUCAUACCGUGGAGCAGCAGAUCCAUUUCCUUCAGAACGUGCAAUUCUAAAACCACCAUGAAGGAUGGUCUGCUCUUUAGAGCACUCUGCGAGUCUGCUACAGGAUAUAUCUGCAAUUUCGAGAUACGCCCUACCCGAGAAGAGAAGCUGGAAGAUACUGUUUUGACGGUUACGGAACCUUACAGAAAUAUGUGGCAUCAUGUUUACCAAGACAAUUAUUACAACAGUGUGAAUCUAACUCGAACUCUGUUGAGCAACAAGACACGAACGUGCGGCACGAUUCGAAAGAGCGGAGGUUUUCCCCGCGCUCUUCAAUCGGUGAAGCUGUCGAGUGGCGAAAUCGCGUUUCGUCGAAAUCGCGACGUUCUCUUGCUAAUAUGGAACAACGGCGCGAGAAACAUGAACGUGAUAUCGACGAUACACAACGCGCAAUUGAUGAAAGUCGAAAGCGCGACGAACAAGAAGUCGCAAAAAUCGAUCAAAAAACCCGCGUUGAUACUGGAUUAUAACAAAUACAUGAAGGGAGUUGAUCGUGUGAAUCAUUAUCUUGAGUUCUAUUCGAUUUUGAGAAAGACAAAGAAGUGGACUACGCGAGUUGUGAUGUUUCUCAUCAACUGCGCUCUCUUCAACUCGUUCAAAUUAUACACGGAACUGAACGGGAGAAAGAAGAUGUUCAAAAAAUUCUUGCGCGACGUGGCGGUCGCGUGGAUAACAAAUUGCGAGAGUAAACAACGAACAGAUGUAACGAAUACCGAGCAAUCGGAUGAUUCGUCAAUUACCGAACGAACGGAUCUGUCGAACACGCGAUCCUGUUCGGUCGAAGAGAAUGAAACAACGGAGUCGCCCGAUGCGCCGAUCACUCCCGAACCCGCGAGAAGAACACCCAAGAUGGAUCAUCCGGACAGAUUGACAAAUUUGAAGAAACACAAACUUAUCAAAAUAAUCAGCAACGGCAAAAGCAAAAUGCCCCAAAGACAGUGCAGAGUGUGCGCGUCGAAAAAGAUAAGAAGCAGAACGUGCUUCAUCUGCGUCUUUUGUUCUGUCCCGUUGCACAAAGGUGACUGUUACCAGCGCUAUCACACUUUAAAAAAAUACUAAAAGAAAAACUGUCUUCGCGACGAAAACUUACUGUUUAAAUUUUUGUUGUUCAAACACGUUACCAGUCUCCAAAAAAUAAUUCCAUUGUAUAAAUUUCAUAUUUGCGUUGAAAACCUUAAUAUCGACAAUAUUAAGGUACGGUCCAAAUGUGUGCGACAAAAAAAAGCGAAAAAAAAAACACACUUUUCGAUCUGGUUGAUCGAGCGUUAAAUU
Pseudomyrmex gracilis is the source of this 2500-nucleotide messenger RNA. RefSeq names its product piggyBac transposable element-derived protein 4-like. The coding region runs from base 467 to 2287 and encodes 606 amino acids. NCBI's taxonomy places the organism in Eukaryota, Metazoa, Arthropoda, Insecta, Hymenoptera, Formicidae. The transcript has a single exon. The record is from RefSeq and is a predicted model, not a curated record.